UUGGUCCUGUGGCUCGGGGAACAGGGACACAAGAGGGAGGUGGGGAACGUCUGUGCCUCUGGUCCCGAGCCUAUGGCCUGGGGGACAGAGACAUGAGGGGGAGGUAGGGGGAUGUUUGUCCUCUGACUCUCUGUCCCUUUGACCAUCUGUCUGUCCCUCCAGUCCUGGGCGAACCUGCAGCCAGAGGCCAGGAGCCAGCGGGGGUAGGGGUCAGAGGCGGGAUCCCAGGGACAGACGGGAAACCAGGGGUUACAUGGGGGUCAGUGCGGGGACAGGCCUGGGUGUCCCCAGCCACCGACGGGAUGGACAGUGGUGACGGGGGGAACUGGGGUGUCGGGGAGGGAUUCGGAAGAGCUAGUAGACAGCUGGGGGGGAACCCCUCAGCCUAGGCGGCCACAGAGCAACUCCUCAGGGCGUACCCCAAUGGGGCGCAACCCCCACGGGCGGUUCCUCUCUGUCUCCUGCCCGCAGCCCCCCAGCUAUGAGCCUGAACCUGAGCCUGGCCACCCCCUGCGCCGCCCCGGCGCCCCCCAACACCUCCUGGCCGACGCCCUCGCCGUCGGGCUCUGGGGGGUCCCCGGCGCUGCCCAUCUCGUCUAUGGCGCUGGGCAUGGCGUCCAACGCGCUGGCCCUGGCCCUGCUGGCACGGGCGGCGGGCGGCCUGCGUCACCGGCGCCCCCUGCGCAGGGCGGCCAAAACCUUCGUGCCCUGCGUGGCCGGGCUGCUGGCCACCGACCUGGCCGGCCACCUGCUGCCCGGGGCCCUGGUCCUGCGUCUGUACACGGCGGGGCGAGCGCCCUCGGGGGGCGCCUGCCACUUCCUGGGGGGCUGCAUGGUGUUCUUCGGGCUCUGCCCACUGCUGCUGGGGUGCGGGCUGGCGGCCGAGCGCUGCGCGGGGCUCACCCGUCCCCUGCGGCACCGGGUCCGAGGCUCGGCCCGGGGGGCCCGCCGCGCCCUGGCCGCCCUGCCCGCGCUGGCCCUGGCGGUGGCGCUGCUGCCCGCGGCGCGGGUGGGGCGCUACGAGCCCCAGUACCCCGGUACUUGGUGCUUCCUGGGCCUGGGACCCCCCCGGGGCUGGCGCCAGGCGCUGCCGGCCGGGCUGUUCGCGGGGCUGGGCCUGGCCGCCCUGCUGGCCGCGCUCGUCUGCAACGCCCUCAGUGGCCUGGCACUGCUGCGGGCACGCCGGCGCCGGAGGAGGGAGGGAGCCCCCCGACGGGCCCGCAGCUGGGGGGGCUCCACGUCGUCGGCCUCCGCGGGAGGAGCUGCAGCGGGCGGCCCCUGGGCCCGGAGCUCGGCGCGCAGGGCUCACGCCCUCGACGUGGAGAUGGUGGGCCAGCUCGUGGGCAUCAUGGCCGUGUCGCUCAUCUGCUGGAGUCCGCUGCUGGUGCUGGUGGCGCUGGCCGUCGGGGGCUGGGGGCCCGGCUCUCUGCAGCGGCCCCUCUUCCUGGCGGUGCGCCUGGCCUCCUGGAACCAGAUCCUGGACCCCUGGGUGUACAUCCUGCUGCGCCAGGCCGUGCUGCGCCAGCUGCUGCGCCUCCUGCACCCGCGCCGGGCACCCAGGGCCGCACCCUCGGGCCGGGGCCUCAGCGUCAGCACCUGGGAGGCCAGCUCGCUGCGCGGCUCCGGCUCCGGGCAGAGCGGCCUCAGUCACGUCUAGGAGCCCUGGCCCUCGCCCUCGCCCUCGGGGAUGGAGAGCGGAGAGCGGCGGCAGAAACCACGUUUCUUGUUUGUUUUUGUUUUCCUGGGGGCGUGGCGAGCGGGGAUCCCGCGCAUGCGCACAGCGGAGGCCUCGUCUUGGACGGGGCGCACCUGCACCUCCCGCG
This is a messenger RNA of Erinaceus europaeus (western European hedgehog), 1823 nucleotides long. It is a transcript of the gene PTGER1, whose product is annotated as prostaglandin E receptor 1. Gene Ontology annotation, cellular component: plasma membrane. The record is from RefSeq and is a predicted model, not a curated record. Gene Ontology annotation, molecular function: prostaglandin E receptor activity. Gene Ontology annotation, biological process: positive regulation of cytosolic calcium ion concentration; adenylate cyclase-activating G protein-coupled receptor signaling pathway; inflammatory response. NCBI's taxonomy places the organism in Eukaryota, Metazoa, Chordata, Mammalia, Eulipotyphla, Erinaceidae. The coding region runs from base 482 to 1657 and encodes 391 amino acids. The transcript is spliced from 2 exons.